Thamnophis sirtalis is the source of this 1059-nucleotide messenger RNA. NCBI's taxonomy places the organism in Eukaryota, Metazoa, Chordata, Lepidosauria, Squamata, Natricidae. The record is from RefSeq and is a predicted model, not a curated record.
AUGGGGCCGGGUGUCCUCAGCAGGCACGCACGCUGCACACGCAUUCACACACCACCGCCCAUCGACACUCAGCUGCUCGGUGGAGGUCGCGGCCAUGCACAAUUGGCCCGUUUGCCUCAAAAAUCGUUUGCUUCUCAACCAAGAAGCGCCAGCAGUUGUGACUGGCUGAAUGUUCUCCUUGGAUGUUCAUUGUCUUCUUCUUCUUCUGGUCCUUUCCAGGCUUUUGCCAAUCCCGAGGACGCGCUCAAACAUGGUGGCUUGGAGUUCCACAGAGAAGAUCCCUAUGUGCAGAGAUGUCUCAGGGUUCAUCGCAACGACGUGGAGACCAUCUUCCCGUUUCUCUUCAUCGGGGCCGUCUAUAGCUUCCUGCAUCCCAGCCCAGUGGUGGCUCGGAUCCACUUUCUGAUCUUCUUCCUCGGCCGGAUGCUUCACACCGUGGCCUACCUCCUCCCGCUGAGACCUCCCACCCGCUCCGUGGCCUACAGCGUGGCUCAGAUCCCGUGUUUCUCCAUGGCUUUGCAGAUCCUCGUUUCAGUGAUCCGGCAUUAGCGGCCGUCGGUGGCCUUCGUCCCCAGUGGCUCCUGCGUGAUAUUAAGUAGAGGACGUGAAGGGAGAGCAAGAAUCCAAAGGGAAGAAAUCAAGGCUUCACCCUAUGGCUGAGUUAUCCUGAACUCGUUCCAGCUUCUCUCUCUCUCUCUCUCUUUCUCGGGAGAAAAAGGCUAUAAUGGAUGGACUUCUUAUCUCCUGCUUGUAAGGCGUGGAGGAUAACUUUGCAAUCUCCAGGUUUGCUUCGGAGGAAUUUACAGUGUGGGCAAGCCAGAAACAUCCCAACUUGGGUGGGUGUGAGGGACCCUUUUCCUGCAUCAGUUGAAGGAUGAAAUCCAUUCUCCUCUAGAGAGGGCCCCCUCACUGCAGCUGAAGCCUCUGGGGGUCUGCCCUUCCCAGCGAUGAGGUGUUCAGAGUCCAGAGUGGGUUGAGUUAUGGACACGUCUCUUCACCUUCACAUGGUUUGUAAUGGAACAAAUAAAAAUCAAAAUUAAAAGGUGUUUGCACUGCUGG